GCGCGGGUCCUGACGCGGCCCAAGAUGGCGGCGGGCGGCGCUGCGCGGGGUCGGAGGCGCUCGGACACCCGCGGCCCCGCUCGCCCGGCCCGGCCACAGCACCGGCACCGGCACGGACACCGGGCCCACCGCUCCACGAAGGCAGCCCCGACAGCAGACCCCGCGGGGGAAACAGCCAACACGGCGAGCCCGCAGUGUUCGUCACCUGAAGCUGCUGAAGAACAACCUGCAAAGAAGAUGAAAUGUGAAAAAAGCAGUAUAAAAUCAGAGCUGGAAGGAGUCACAUGUGAAAGUAGAAACCUUGCUGCACUGGGGGAGACACCUAAAACAUCUGAAGGGGAUGGAGGUUCAGAAGAUCCAGGAGACAGCAGGGUAAUCCAACAGAAAAAAGAUGAAAGCAUUCCAGAGACUGAUGAARGGAAACAGGAAAAGGAGCAUGGCGUUUCUCUGGAGCCACACACAGUGAAAUCCAUCGGAACCCCGUUAAAACUGGGUGGAUAUCUGCACCUCCAUCACGUGUUCAGCGAAGAGGAGAGCAGCUGUGGGAGCUUUGACGGGGCUGCCUCGGAGAACGCCGAUCGCCCACGGAGGCCGAUGUUUCUGGAGUACAGCAGCGGCCUGUCGGAUGAGGACAGCAACCAGCCCAUGCCAGUGCACCGGUUCUUUGGAGAUGUUGAGGAUAUCCCGGCAGUUGUGCUCCCAAGCAUGACGAGGAGCAGGCGAGAAGCCAGAAAGCUCCACUUCAUUGCAAAAGAAGAUGAGGAGGAGGAAGAGGAGGAGGAGGAAGAGGAUGUUGUCUAACAACAAACUGUAAACAAAUGAAACCCUUUUUUCUUUGUGACCACGUGGUGAUGGCUCUGUCAGUAACAUAAGGUGUCUGUUUGCCUUUUCUCAGGGAGAGAACUGGGAGAGUUUGUUUUGGUGGAAUUGGCAGAUACAGUAUUCUGAUUCUGAUGCAGAUUCAGGUUAUCUGGGGCAAGUCAGUGAUUUGGAAAUAAAUUAUAAUUUAGCACUUUACCACCAAUAUUUAGGAAAAAAAACCCAGGGAAAACAGAAAUUCUUACUGUUUUUUUUGUAAAUUUUUCAGUUUGACUCCUUUUUUUUUUUCAAAACAGUCAAGAAGAGGAUGCUGGAACAAGGUUCUUUUUCUUUUAAUUCUGUCAUGUCUGUGGCAUCAGGGUAAUAUAGGACCAAACUGACUCCCUGGUACAAAGAAGGUCAAGGGUCUCAUUUGUGGGUUGUUUACACCUAACCCAGGACCAGUUAAACCUCUAAAAUACAGUUCUGCUGGCAAAAUGAAAUGCAGGAUGUCAGAGUGGGUUCAGUGUGCUCUUCUCUGACAGUUCAGCACGUUUUUAUUGCACGUCAGCUCCUCAAACACCCACCCCGUGGUGCUGCCUACUCCUUCCUUCUGCUGUUCUAAGUGUCAUCCUUCGUGGAUUUUCAACUGAUUUCCAACAGGGAUUUAGCAAACAAAUGCUUUGGUGGUGAUAAACAAGGAAUACCAUCCCUUGGAUUUGAUGGACAGAGGAAGAUUGCUAAGGCUGUGGGGCAGCCCACUAUGCAUGUUUAAAAAAUAAGGAGCAACCUCAGCCAAUUCCAGGAACUGUUAGUUCACUCAAUGUUUGUGGGAAUAUUUCUUUGAAAGUGUGAUUAUGCAAUAAGCUUCCAAAUAUUUAUUGUUAUAGCUCCUUCAGUGUUUCUAAAAAUAGAGAGAAUAUGUUAUCAGCAGAUGGUUUAAAUAAAUAUUAAAUUUCUACAGCUAGAGCCUGUUAAACAUUCAAAAGUUGUAAGGCAAACAAAUUGCAUAUGCAUGGCAUGGUAAUGCAUUCCCAUUUCCACUYCAGCUGAUGCAUUGUUUCUGUCAAAGAUAUUUCUUGGCUCCUUUUCACUCCAAUUCUGUAACACGGAAAAAUCCAGAUUUUUUAAUCGCAUAUUCAUGCUUCCAGCCCAGCUCUGUGUUGCAGCAGCUCCUCCCAGCAUUCCUUCAGUGCUGUGUUUGCUGCUGGCUGUUUCCAGCAAACAGAGYUUCACACACAGACAUUCAUUUCACUGUGCAAAAUGCAUUUUCAGUUUUGGGGGGGGGGAGGUCACAUGCCACACAGGUGACACUGGGUUUGUCACCAGAAUCCUGCCAGUGCUGCCCUCCCCAGUGUCAAACAGUGCAGGAGGGGAAGCUGGAAAAAUCGAUUCCAUGCAGUGGAAUUAGAAAUCCUGUGUUUAAAAUGGACCUCCUUACUUUUCAGAUUGCAAUGUUGGGGAUGGGAAUGAAUGUGUUGCUUAAAGUAAAUCAAUACACUCUCUAGCAAAGACCUACUGAGUUGGGUCACAGGCAGAAAUACCAUCUCCACACAAUUCCAUGUGGACUAACUGAUCCAGGACCAACAAUAUGGGGGAAAACAGAGCUUUUACCAGUUAUUUUCCCAGAGCAGUAAGUAGCUGGUGCUCCAUUCAUAAACACAUUUCUUUGCAGGCUCUAUCACACAUGAUUAAUAUCUUGUGCACUUCCACAUACUUACACACACACACAGAUGAGGGGCAUU
Messenger RNA from Malurus melanocephalus (red-backed fairy wren), 2543 nucleotides. RefSeq names its product chromosome unknown C1orf174 homolog (gene CUNH1orf174). The transcript is spliced from 3 exons. The record is from RefSeq and is a predicted model, not a curated record. NCBI's taxonomy places the organism in Eukaryota, Metazoa, Chordata, Aves, Passeriformes, Maluridae. Bases 25 to 801 code for a protein of 258 amino acids.